This is a messenger RNA of Eurytemora carolleeae, 631 nucleotides long. RefSeq lists its product as uncharacterized. The record is from RefSeq and is a predicted model, not a curated record. Lineage: Eukaryota; Metazoa; Arthropoda; Copepoda; Calanoida; Temoridae. The coding region runs from base 10 to 567 and encodes 185 amino acids. The transcript has 8 exons.
CAGACGUGUAUGAAAAUGAUUGGAAAACUUGUAACACUAUUACUAAAUAUUGUAUUUCUACAAUAUAUGAUGGUGGAGCCCUUCCCUCUGUUUAUUCUGCAAUCAUUGACAUAUCAGGGUAUGUUGCUGCUGUGUGUCAGUUCUGUAGUUACUUAUUGUUUUAAAGAAUCUAGAUUUGAAGCAAUUCUACGCAGUGUAAGCUAUUCCAUGGCUGUAUUCAUAUCUAUCAUUUCCUGGAUACUUCUUAUACCAGUGGAUGAAGAUGGUUUGUGGACGAUUAAAAAUCAUUUCUUUCACACCUUAAACACAAUAUACUGCAUUGUUUGCAUCUACGCUACUCCUCAACAAUGGAGGAAAAGGGAUUGGAAAUACCCACUUCUGUAUGGAAUACUUUAUGUCUUGUACAAUAUUUUACAACAAAAUAAAGGUCAUUCGGCAAUAUACCCUUUUCUAGACUUUGUAAAUAAUUACUAUCUAGCUUGGUUAAUAGUGGGCCUUUCAGCAGUAUUAAUACCAUCAUGUCAUCUAGGCCUUUGCUCUUCAAACAGUAAACUCUGGAGAAACUAGUUUAAAGGAGAUAUUGUAAGAAAAAUAUGUAAAUGAAAUAUGUAAUAAAAACAGAUGAACUGUA